Molecule: messenger RNA, 243 nt
Organism: Perkinsus marinus ATCC 50983
Lineage: Eukaryota; Perkinsozoa; Perkinsida; Perkinsidae
Exons: 2
Coding region: 1-243 (80 amino acids)
Source: RefSeq, a predicted model, not a curated record
AUGGCCUGGAAAACCAUUGAGCUGGCCGAGGAGAGCAAUAAGGUGGAGGAGCAAAAGAUGGCUACCGCCUUAGGUCGAUGGUUAUCAGAAUGCAACAAGGUUCUUGCGGAUGCCAGCAAACGGGACACUGAAGAGUGGUGUGAUUUCGCGCCUAAGGGCCGUCAAACAUGGUCUGACUUCCUUGCCAGAGAGCGUAUGCUAUAUCCUCAGCUUGAAGGUGUCGAGCUGAUUGGUACUGCGUGA